Molecule: messenger RNA, 231 nt
Organism: Neomonachus schauinslandi (Hawaiian monk seal)
Lineage: Eukaryota; Metazoa; Chordata; Mammalia; Carnivora; Phocidae
Product: guanine nucleotide-binding protein G(I)/G(S)/G(O) subunit gamma-13
Exons: 2
Coding region: 28-231 (67 amino acids)
Biological process (GO): phospholipase C-activating G protein-coupled receptor signaling pathway; sensory perception of taste
Cellular component (GO): heterotrimeric G-protein complex
Molecular function (GO): G-protein beta-subunit binding
Source: RefSeq, a predicted model, not a curated record
CUGGCCACUUCCGAAGCUCCCGACGCCAUGGAGGAGUGGGAUGUGCCCCAGAUGAAAAAAGAGGUGGAGAGCCUCAAGUACCAGCUGGCCUUCAAGAGGGAGAUGUCAUCCAAGACCAUCCCUGAGCUCCUCAAAUGGAUCGAGGAUGGGAUCCCCAAGGACCCGUUCCUGAACCCCGACCUGAUGAAGAACAACCCAUGGGUGGAGAAGGGCAAGUGUGCCAUCCUGUGA